CGGCGGCCACUUCCGGGGAGGCCGUGAGCGAGGCGGAAGUGCGGUCUCCUCAGGCUGGCUGUCUCUGGGAGGGCGGAGGGAGGCUCUCUAGGCGAGGGCCGGGAUGGCGGCAGCGGCGGCCGGAGCCGGGGCUGGGGUGUGCCAGGAGAAGCAGUUCCCGCCGGCGUUGCUAAGCUUCUUCAUCUACAACCCGCGCUUCGGGCCGCGCGAAGGAGAGGAGGAAAAUAAAAUUUUGUUUUAUUAUCCAAAUGAAGUAGAAAAGAAUGAAAAAAUUAGAAAUGUCGGAUUAUGUGAAGCUAUUGUGCAAUUUACAAGGACCUUUAGUCCAUCAAAACCUGCAAAAUCUUUACAUACACAGAAGAAUAGACAGUUCUUCAAUGAAGCAGAAGAGAAUUUCUGGAUGGUCAUGGUUGUUCGGAAUCCUAUAAUUGAAAAGCAAAGUAAAGAUGGAAAACCAGUUGUUGAGUACCAAGAGGAGGAAUUGCUGGACAAGGUUUACAAUUCAGUGCUGCAACAGUGCUACAGCAUGUACAAGCUGUUUAAUGGUACAUUUGUGAAAGCCGUGGAAGAUGGAGGUGUCAAGCUCCUAAAAGAAAGAUUAGAAAAAUUCUUCCAUCGGUAUUUGCAAACGUUGCAUUUGCAGUCUUGUGAUCUGCUUGACAUUUUUGGUGGAAUCAGCUUCUUCCCAUUGGAUAAAAUGACUUAUUUGAAAAUCCAGUCGUUUAUUAAUAGAAUGGAGGAAAGCCUGAGUAUAGUCAAAUACACUGCCUUUCUCUAUAACGAUCAACUCAUCUGUGUGUCUGUCCUCUGGCCUAGAACACCAUCAUCCACGAAGAAUAUAAUGAGCGGAUUAGAGCAGGAGGACAUGAGAAUGUUAUACAAAUACCUCACCACGUCUCUAUUCCCGAGGCACAUGGAACCUGAGGUAUGCUUGGAUGCUGAAUGCCCUCUCUCUGCCCCUCUGUAUUUGGCGGGAAGGGAUUCUCCAAUAAGGUCAGAAAUGCCAGGAAAUCUACAACAUUAUGGAAGAUUUCUUACUGGACCCUUGAACCUUAAUGAUCCAGAAGCAAAAUGCAGAUUCCCCCAAAUUUUUGUGAACACAGAUGAAACUUACGAGGCACUCCACUUAAUUGUUUAUAAGGCCAUGAGCGCUGCUGUGUGUUUUAUGAUUGACGCCUCUGUACAGCCUACGUUGGAUUUUUGCCGAAGACUGGACAGCAUUGUCGGGCCCCAGCUCACAGUGCUGGCAUCUGACAUUUGUGAGCAAUUUAACAUCAACAAAAGAAUAUCUGGGUCUGAGAAGGAACCCCAGUUUAAGUUUAUCUACUUCAACCAUAUGAACUUAGCAGAGAAAAGUACAAUUCACAUGAGGAAAACACCCAGUGUGUCACUUACAUCUGUUCAUCCAGAUUUAAUGAAGAUUUUGGGUGACAUCAACAGUGAUUUUGCUAGGGUAGAUGAAGAUGAAGAAAUCAUUGUGAAAGCAAUGAGUGAUUACUGGGUUGUCGGGAAAAAGUCUGACCAGCGGGAACUCUAUGUUAUUCUGAAUCAAAAAAAUGCAAACCUGAUUGAAGUAAAUGAAGAGGUAAAGAAACUUUGUGCAACGCAGUUCAAUAACAUAUUCUUCUUGGAUUGAUAAUUGCUCGCCAAAACGUCUUUUAGAAAACAAAAAACAACUCAGCAAGCAUUUUGUUUACUACUGCAGGUUAUUGGUCAUAUUAGUGACUGGAUUAAUGACAAUAGUAAAGCAAUAGUUGCUCUGAAGAAUCAAAUUUCUACUCAGUCCGAUGAUCCCAAGGUUUUUAGAUUUUACAUAUUUAUCCGGAAGCAAUUAAGGUAGUCGGUUACAUCUCUGUCAUUCCAUUCUUUUGACAUUAUGUGAAUAUUUUACUGGAAAAUAAGACUAA
This is a messenger RNA of Manis javanica (Malayan pangolin), 1907 nucleotides long. Lineage: Eukaryota; Metazoa; Chordata; Mammalia; Pholidota; Manidae. The record is from RefSeq and is a predicted model, not a curated record.